CCAAUCCAAUCCAAAGUUGUGAACUUGGGUUGGAAGCACGCUCGUUUUCUCCAUGGCUGCUUCUACUGGUUUCUUAACACCCUGUCCAUCCUCUCUUUUUCCGAAAAUUACUAAUGCCACAGUACCAAAACGAUUUAUACCAUACGCCCACUCGCAACCCUUGUUUAAUUUUCGCUACCCCAAACUCUCAUGCUUGCCUCUGUGUUCCCCAACUAGGUUUAGCGCAGUCUUAGCGGCGGUAGAUGAGGAAGCAGUGGCGGUUGAGGAUAAUGUGGACGAAAACGAAGAAGACGUCGACGUUUCAGUUCAUGAAUCAAAGAACCGAGCAAGACCAAGUGAAUUAUAUGUGUGUAACUUGCCGCGGAGCUAUGACAUUUCAGAGCUUGUCGAGAUGUUUAAGCCUUUUGGAACUGUUAUUUCCGUUGAGGUAUCACGGAGUCCUGACACGGGUAUAAGUCGAGGCUGUGGUUAUGUGACAAUGGCAACUAUAAAUUCAGCAAAAAAUGCUAUUGCAGCAUUGGAUGGAUCUGACGUGGGUGGACGUGAAAUGCGGGUUAGAUUUUCAGUUGAUAUGAGUAUUGGAAAGAGGAAUACUGAGUCACUGAAUUCAACACCCAGGAAGAUCUUUAUAUAUGAAAGCCCUCAUAGAUUGUAUGUUGGCAAUCUUGCCUGGGUGGUAAAACCUGAGGAUUUGAGGGAACAUUUUAGUCAGUUUGGGACUGUGGUCAGUGCAAGAGUGUUGCAUGAUCGUAAAGAAGGAAAAAACCGUGUUUUUGCAUUUCUUUCCUUCGCUUCAGCAGCAGAACGUGAUGCUGCAUUCGCUUUAAAUGGAACAAAUUUUCGAGGUCGGACAUUAAUCGUGAGAAAAGGUGUUGAAAGAACUGAACCUUGACUGUAGCUGUGAUUGGUAGAUUUUGAUGAAGAAAUUUAGUUUAUCAACUGAAAAGGGAAUUAACUUGGAGCAUCCUCCUUGGCUGAAAUGUGUAGUCAGAAGAGCGGGUAUUUAGAAUUACCAGAAUUCAAAAUCUUUUAUCUUACGGCUCCGUUUGGGGAUUUUCUAAGUUUAUUUCAUAUGUCAACUUCCACAUUAAAAAUUUUGAUGAGAAGCUGUUCCAAUAUAUUGGUUGCUUUGAUCAGGGUUAAUUUUUAAUACGUAUUCUAGUUUGAUUAGUAUAUUUGAUGUAUUAUGUUUUAUAUUUGUUGUCUCCAGAGUUCGAUUUCAAAAUUCUCUUGUUGUGAACUCCAUGUGCCAUUUUCCUGCGUAUGGCUUAUUUUAUUGCUGGUCUGUUGCAAUAUUCAAUGUAUGAAUGUUAUGGUCAAAUAAUGAG
Molecule: messenger RNA, 1328 nt
Organism: Pistacia vera
Lineage: Eukaryota; Viridiplantae; Streptophyta; Magnoliopsida; Sapindales; Anacardiaceae
Product: RNA-binding protein CP33, chloroplastic-like
Exons: 4
Coding region: 53-892 (279 amino acids)
Cellular component (GO): cytosol
Molecular function (GO): mRNA binding
Source: RefSeq, a predicted model, not a curated record